Aspergillus ochraceoroseus IBT 24754 is the source of this 615-nucleotide messenger RNA. RefSeq lists its product as uncharacterized. The transcript has a single exon. Bases 1 to 615 code for a protein of 204 amino acids. The record is from RefSeq and is a predicted model, not a curated record. NCBI's taxonomy places the organism in Eukaryota, Fungi, Ascomycota, Eurotiomycetes, Eurotiales, Aspergillaceae.
AUGUCGACCAACCGGCCGUUCCUGGCCAACUUCCUUGCGGCCUUUCGAGCUCAGUCGACUUAUAAAGCAUCGACCGCCGGCUCUCAAACCGCAUCGACUGCCUCAUCCUCCCUCUCUCCACCCCAGAUCUCCCAAGGCGCCCGAGCCAUCGCCACAAAGGCCCCCGGCAACACAACUGCUUCUUCUCCCUCUGCCUCAUCAUCGGCAGAGACAUCUUCCCCCGCAACCCACCACUAUCAUCACCACGCUAGACCGCACUCGCAUCCGCGGUCGCCACUGAAUCAGCCCUCUGCCUCUACAGAAUUCCCGGCGCCAUCUUCAUCAUCGGCUGCUUCCACCCCUUUAACCGGCUCCUCGCCUCCGCCGCCGCCGCCGCCUCCUACAUCCUCAACUCCAAUCCCCAUUACCAAUAGUCGUGACCGCGAGCGUCGCGGCAGCGAUAGCUCGAGCGGCUCCGGCGGAUUUCGGGAUGCCCUAGGACCCGAGAAAUGGUAUAUUGGUGGUCGCACGGCGGCCGGGGAAGAACGAUUCUACCGACUUGGAAUGGUGACCAAGGGUGGAGGUCGAUUAGGUGGGAGCGGAAGAGUAGGAAGUAUUGAUCAGUUGAGUUUAUGA